Molecule: messenger RNA, 576 nt
Organism: Elephantulus edwardii (Cape elephant shrew)
Lineage: Eukaryota; Metazoa; Chordata; Mammalia; Macroscelidea; Macroscelididae
Gene: APOD
Product: apolipoprotein D
Exons: 4
Coding region: 1-576 (191 amino acids)
Biological process (GO): lipid transport; tissue regeneration; brain development
Molecular function (GO): cholesterol binding
Source: RefSeq, a predicted model, not a curated record
AUGAUGUCCACACUGCUGCUGCUUUCCGCCCUGGCCAGCCUCUUCAUGGGCGAGGCAAAGGGACAGUCACUUCAGGCUGGGAAGUGCCCAGAUCCUCCUGUGCAAGAGAACUUUGACCUGAACAAGUAUCUUGGAAGAUGGUAUGAAAUUGAGAAGAUCCCAACGACCUUUGAGAGCGGACGCUGCAUCCAAGCCAACUACACGCUAAAGGAAAACGGAAACAUCCAAGUGAUAAACCAGGAGAUCAGAGAUGAUGGGUCAUUGAAUCAAAUUGAAGGUGAGGCCACUGUGCCUGAUGCCAGCGAGCCUGCCAAGCUGGGAGUCAAGUUUUCUUGGUUGAUGCCUAUUUCACCGUACUGGGUCCUGGACACCGACUAUGAAAACUACAGCGUCGUGUACUCCUGUGUCUCAUUUAUUCAGCUCUUUCACUUUGAGUAUGCGUGGAUCUUGGCAAGAACUCCAAGUCUCCCUCCAGAAACGGUGUCCAACCUAAAAGCUAGCCUGACUUCUUACGACAUUGCUGCAGAUAAAAUGACCGUCACAGACCAAGCAAACUGCCCCAACUCCCCGCAGUGA